Rhodofomes roseus is the source of this 921-nucleotide messenger RNA. RefSeq names its product ribosomal protein L23/L15e core domain-containing protein. Gene Ontology annotation, biological process: ribosomal large subunit assembly; translation. Gene Ontology annotation, cellular component: ribosome; cytosolic large ribosomal subunit. Gene Ontology annotation, molecular function: structural constituent of ribosome; rRNA binding. The record is from RefSeq and is a predicted model, not a curated record. NCBI's taxonomy places the organism in Eukaryota, Fungi, Basidiomycota, Agaricomycetes, Polyporales, Fomitopsidaceae. The transcript is spliced from 5 exons. Bases 205 to 678 code for a protein of 157 amino acids.
GUUGGGUUGGGCUGCUGGAGGAGGGCUUCACUGUGGGCUGGAGCGGGCUUGCGCUCAGAAUGGGGAAGGCGUCGUGCGCCCCAUUGCGCAGCGUUGUGCGAUUGGAACACUCCAGCGCAGCACCCAGCUACACCCGCUCGACCACCGCCCGUGUUUGGUCCAUAUUCUCGCGUACUGACAUUCCUUUCUGCAGACUAGGCAGCAAUGGCCCCCACGAAGAGCACCAAGGGUAAGCAGGCAACGAAGGCCUCCUCGAAGGAUGGCAAGGCCAAGGCAGCGAAGAAGGCCGCGCUGCACGGCACGCAUGCGCACGCCCCGCGCAAAGUGCGCUACUCCGUCUCCUUCCACCGCCCCAAGACCCUCCGCCUCCCCCGCGAGCCCAAGUACCCCCGCAAGUCGAUUCCUCAUGUACCGCGGAUGGACCAGUUCAGGACGAUCGUCUCGCCGCUGAACACGGAGAGCGCAAUGAAGCAGAUUGAGGAGCACAACACGCUCGUGUUCAUCGUUGACCUCCGGUCAAACAAGCGUCAGAUCAAGGACGCGGUGAAGAAGUUGUACGACGUGCAGGCCGCAAAAAUCAACACUCUGAUCCGGCCCGAUGGCAAGAAAAAGGCAUACGUCCGCCUGACAGCAGACCACGAUGCCUUGGAUGUGGCGAACAAGAUUGGCUUCAUCUAAAUCCCCCGUGGCAUCUCUGCCUCCCUCCGUGUCCUGGCUGUGUGCGCCGCUGCAUUGCUGCCUGUCCUCCUCUUCCUUGCAUCGAACCGGUGUUGUCAUGUUGUGUAUGCAUCUAUCCAUGCCUACGUACGAAACCAGCUAUGCUAUUCUUACAUGAGAAAGUGACUGUCGCCGGGCUGUAUGACAUCAGACGCGAACGUUGUGGCGAGGGAAUGGAGGGUCGAGGCCCUGGCGAAAGCGCGG